AUGAGCCACAUUGGCGCUCCCUUUGCCAAAUGUGAAGAAAAUGGGAAAUGGAGUUCGAACGUUCCCAAAUGUUUGGCAAAUUGCAAGGUUCCAAAAAUUAGAAAUGGUCGAUUGGGUCAGUUCUCUGAUGGGGAAUUAAUUCCACAUGGAAAAAAGGUUAAAAUUGAGGUUUGGCACCAGUGCUGGGUAUUUGCCAUUUGUUGGCUCCGGCUCCGGGCUUUCAAAAUCUUGGCUCCGGCUCCGGGCUAUCACUCUCUCAUUAUCAUUUGCUUUUUAAACGGAGCAGGCGGAAAUUUUUCUCCGGAGCUAGCUAGCUCCCGGAGCACUGGUUGGCACGGUGACUGA
Meloidogyne enterolobii is the source of this 345-nucleotide messenger RNA. The record is from the annotation of a GenBank genome assembly. NCBI's taxonomy places the organism in Eukaryota, Metazoa, Nematoda, Chromadorea, Rhabditida, Meloidogynidae.